Molecule: messenger RNA, 754 nt
Organism: Solanum tuberosum (potato)
Lineage: Eukaryota; Viridiplantae; Streptophyta; Magnoliopsida; Solanales; Solanaceae
Exons: 3
Coding region: 350-754 (134 amino acids)
Source: RefSeq, a predicted model, not a curated record
UCCUAUUCAGAACAAGACAACACCUAGGGUCAUUUCAAAGCAGCCUUGUUUAAUAAAGUCUCCCCGACGUGCCAAUGUUGCAAAAAGACCUAAGUCACCACUUCCAAAGAGGCAGGCCAAAAAACAUGCUAAUGUUCCAUCCUAUACAGGCAUUAAGCAAAAUGUUGAGAUUAAAUCAAGUGUUGCUUUCGAAAUACCAUCCACCAGCAAGUCACAUGAUUUCAGUAUAUCGCGUGAUGAGUUUGAUCAAUUCAAACUCUCAGUAUUUAUUUUUUAAUUGUUUUUAUUAUUAAAUUUGUUUUUAAUUUGUAUAUUUAGCGUUAAAUUACAUAUAUAUGUCCAAUUUCAGAUGGAGAAACAGUUUACUGAUUUAAGGAACUUCAUUGAAAACAACUUCAAAGUUGUGUUGGAUUAUAUCAAAUCAAAGAAUGCGGAAGAUAAGGGUGAUGGUGUAGAAGUUACAGAUAAAGUGCCAGUUGGUGUCGUUCAAUCCGAAGAACCUUCUCAACAUUUACCUUCUGAAUUGAACUGUCAAUCUGUUUUUAAUGAUCUAAAUGAUCAAGAGAAGGUUGUUCGAGUAUCAGUCCCAUCAUCUACUCCAGAAGUUAGUAUUCACCAGUUAAAUUUACACUCUCCAGCUGGACAAUCAACAUUUAGCCCUUUAGUUCAACAAUUCAGUAAUCCCGAGCCACAUAUAAUUUAUUACUUUUGUGUUAUAAACAACAUUAUCAAUUGUUAUAUACAAAUAAACUAA